AUGGAGGCAUCUCUGCUCGCGACUGGGACCCGCUCGCCGCGUUUCGCGUCGCGCGCUCGUGUCGGAACUGCAGGCGCAACCACUGCCGCUGCUGCUGCCAGCUGGCAUGGCACCGCGGCACGGUGCGGGGUCGCGGGGCGCGUUGGCGUAGGAUGGCAUCACAGUAACGGUCGUGAUAGUAGCGGGGAUAAUGGUUACGGCCAUAGUGGCAACAAUCACAGUCGGUAUCCGCAACUCCGCAUCACGAGCGCGAGAGGGCAUGUCGGGCGCGCGCGGAGGAGUGCGCGCACGACCCUGACAGGCCAAGCUUGCGCUUGGGGCGCUUGGUCCUUCCCCCUCCGCCUCCCCUUCCGCCCUCCUCUGCUCCGUUCUCCCUCCGAUUCAGCCUCCUUCUCUCCCCCCUCGCCACUUUUGCAGCCCCAACCACGAACCUAUUCCCGUCGCCUUCCUCCGUCCCGCACCCGCGCCGGCUCUCCCCCUUCGUCCGAUCCCCCUUCGUCCGAUCCCCCUUCGUCCGAUCCCCCUUCGUCCGAUCCCCCUUCGUCCGAUCCCCCUUCGUCCGAUCCCGCUCCGGAUUCUCCCCAAAAUCCUCCGUCCUCUGACCGCCCCAUUGCCUCCUCCUCUUCAGAACCCGUAUCUUCCUUUCCGCGCAACCCUCAACCUCCUCCUACUGAUCCUCCCCCCAUGUCCCCCCCGCCGCCCCCCGUAUCCCGCUCUCCGUGCUCUCUCCUCCUCCCCGUCUCGCUCGCCGCAUGGUUGCUCCUCCUCGCCAUCUCCGCCUGGCUUCUCCCCCUCCUCCCCCUCUUUUUCCCCCGCGCCUCUCCCCCACCUCCGCCACUCCUCCCCCCUGCGCCCUCCGUCCACUCCCUCGCCUCACUCCCUUCCCUCCCUUCACUCCCCGCGCUCCCCUCCGUCCCCCUUGCGCCAGUUCCCCCUCCCGCCUCCUCCGUCCCCGGCGCCCCCCUCCGCGCCCCCUUCCCGCGCUUCCCGCACCUCGUGGGCCUGGUAGACGACACGGAGCCGCUCUUCGCGGAGGCGGCGCGGCAGAUGGCGCUCACGGGGGACUGGGUCACGCCGCAGUUCAACGCACACCCGCGCUUCGACAAGCCGCCCCUCUCGUACUGGCUCAUGGGCGCCGCGCUGAGGAGUCUGGGCGGCGGCGCGUUGCUGGGCGCAGCAGGCGGAGCGGCAGGAGCGGGAGUGGCAGGAGCGGGAGUGGCAGGAGCGGAAGCAGCAGCGGAGGCGGCGGCAGCAGGGGUAGCGGCGUUGCCAGCCAUCACCAUCGCGCCCAUAUUCGCGCUCUCCCUCGGCCCCUUCCUCUGGGGCUCUGUAGCAGUCUCAGACGCGCCUUUCCUCGCCACCACCGCCACUGCCGUCCUCGCCUUCUUCUGGGCCUAUGCCUCUCAUGACCCUCAUGACGAGAGGCAUAUGCAUACGCAUAGGCAACACAAUCCCCCAUCUCACCAGCCUUCUCACCGCCGCUCCUCCCACGACGACACCUCCCACCGCGCCUUCCCCCGCUCCUCCCCUCACUCCGCAUCCCACUCUCCCCCCCGCUCCUUCCCCAGCUCUGCCCUCUACCUCCUCUCUGCGCUCUCCCUCGCAGCAGCCUGCCUCACCAAGGGUCCCUUGGGCGUCCUCCUCCCCUGCCUCAUCCUCUCCCUCUUCCUCACCCUCUCCGGAACCUUCUCCCUCCGCUCCCCCCUCGCCUUCCUCUCCUCCCUGCGCUCUUUCCUCUUCUUCCAACUCCCCUUCUUCCCAUGCCUUCUCCUCUUUCUCCUCACCGCCCUUCCGUGGUUUGUCGCUAUGGGAAAGAGGCACGGGAGCAUGUAUCUGAGCACGUUCUUUGGGUACCACCAUUGGGAGAGAUUCGCUAAGGGAGUGAACCACCACGGGAACAGGCCAGUUCUGUACCCGUUUUUAGCCUGCCUGCUGCUGUAUUUCCCGUGGUCCCUGCUCUUCCCCCCUGCCUUCCUACGCACAGCCACUGCUGCUGCUCGAGCAGUCUUGGAUAGGCACGGGUGGAGGAGAGAGGCAGAACAAGAGAAAGAGAAUGGAAUCAGGGAGACAACGGUCGUUGGGGGUAUUUCGAGGCGUGGGGAAGCAGGGGAGGAGGCAAGGGAGGGUACAGGACAGGGCUCAAGACAGGAGAGAAGGCAGGGGAGGAUACAGGAGAGGGGGAAUGAUCUGGUGCUACUGGGUUUGGCGUGGGUGGUGUCUGGUUUCGGCUUGCUUGCUCUCUCUCGCUCCCAGCUCCCCUCCUACUACCUUCCCAUCGCACCAGGUGUCGCAAUCGUAUUGGCCGCGGGACUCCUGAGACCAAACCUGCCGCAGAGCGACUCUCAUGAUUCACAAACCGUCUCACACACCUGGAAACCGUCCCAUUCUCCUACCAACCUGGAACCCACACAUCCCUCCAGAUUACCUACACUCUCUCUCCAUCCCUCGCCUCCUCCUCUUCCCCCUGCAGGCACCCCCCUCUCUGCCUUUCUCUCGGCAUCUGUCUUCUCGCUUCUCUCUCUCGCCUUUGCACUACUGCAGCAGUCCAUUAUCGGAGACCCCAAGGCAGUGGCUAUAGUUGCAGUGAUUGUAAGGGAUCAGCUACACUGGCGCGCUUCUGUGCUCUUUGCUGCUGCCGCUGCUGCCUGCGCUGCUGUUUCAGCUCUUGCUGUUGCUACCGUCGAAGCCUCCUACCUUCCGCCCUCCCCAUCCUCCUCAACCCCUUCCUCCCUUUCCUCUCCCUCCUCCUCUCCGUCCUCCCCCUCCUCUCUCCGUUCCACCUCCCACAACUUACCCCUCUUGCUCUGCCUCUCCCCUGUCUCCCCUCUCCUGCCUAUCCACUCAGCGCUGGUCCUCCUGCUGCUGCCGCUCUUCCUCCGCCCCUCGCUCCUCAUAGCAGACUCGGUGCUGCAGCGCCCCUCCAGGGACCUUGCUCUCACUGCGGCCUCCCUGCCGGCCCCUGUGCAGUCACACUUGGGAAGGGCAGGCUCGGGUAGAGCAGGGAAUUCGAGAGCAGCAGCAGCGGCGGCAGAAGCAGCGGCAGCAUCAGCACUUCCAGCACCAGCAGCAGCAGCACCAUCACCAUCACCAGCAACACCAGCAGCAGCGGGGGAGGCGAUGGUGAUGGUGGGUGCGCGCAUGCCCAGCGUGGUGUUCCAUUCCCAACGACCCGUGGCCUUUGUGGAGUCACAGCAGCAGGCACGCAGCGUGCUUGAGGGGCUUGCUGCGAGGGUGAGAGCGCAGCGAGAGAGGACCGGGGAGGUGAGCGAGGUAAGGAAUGGGAAGAGGAGUGGGGAGGGGAGUGGGGAGGGGAGUGGGGAGGGGAGUGGGGAGGGGAGUGGGGAGGGGAGUGGGGAGGGAAGAGGGGAGGGCAAGAGAGCGGAGGGGAGUGGGGGGAGCAGGGGAGUGGAAGGGGGAGGGGUGGAGUCGGUAUUGGUGCUGGCAGAAGAGACACACGUGGGGGCUUUGCUCUCCUUACCAUCCUACCAAGGCACUGUCAUUGCACGGCAACCAGGCUACGCCUUGCUUCGCCUCCGCAUUCUCUCCCACUCUCACUCUCACUCACACUCUCACUCUCACUCUCACUCUCACUCUCACCCUCGUAGUGACCUUUGA
This is a messenger RNA of Closterium sp. Naga37s-1, 3615 nucleotides long. The record is from the annotation of a GenBank genome assembly. NCBI's taxonomy places the organism in Eukaryota, Viridiplantae, Streptophyta, Zygnematophyceae, Desmidiales, Closteriaceae.